Plasmopara halstedii is the source of this 315-nucleotide messenger RNA. Its product is annotated as Protein tyrosine phosphatase SHP1/Cofactor for p97 ATPase-mediated vesicle membrane fusion. Gene Ontology annotation, cellular component: nucleus; cytosol. The record is from RefSeq and is a predicted model, not a curated record. NCBI's taxonomy places the organism in Eukaryota, Oomycota, Peronosporomycetes, Peronosporales, Peronosporaceae. Gene Ontology annotation, molecular function: ubiquitin binding. Bases 1 to 315 code for a protein of 104 amino acids. The transcript is spliced from 2 exons. Gene Ontology annotation, biological process: Golgi organization; autophagosome assembly; nuclear membrane reassembly.
AUGGGUUCCACUACCUACGCAACCGACGCGGUUUUUCGGGGGGACGGAAUGCCGUCAGAGCGGCCUGUAACUGACGAUAAGAAGCCUACGACGACGCUGCAGAUCCGUUUGCAUAAUGGACAAAGACUCAGGGAGACGCUAAACAUGGACCACACAAUUCGUGAUUUACACGCUAUAAUUCAGAUGAACGACGAAAUGACACAACCAUACACACUGUUGGCAGGAUUUCCUCCUCGUCCUGUGUCAACGGAUCUAGCACUGACUAUCGAGCAGGCGGGACUCAAGGGUGCUGCAAUCACGCAAAAACUCAUUUAA